AGUGUGGCGAUCGCCAGUCUGCUGUGUCCCUCGGACACAGCAGAUCACGGAAAGAGCCGAAGAUGUCGGCUCAGUUAUGUGAUCAGCUGUGUCCAAUCACAGCUGAUCACAUGGGACAUGUACACUGAUCAUCAGGGCACUGAUGAUCAGUGUGCCCUGAUGAUUAGUGUGGCCCCAGAAGUGCCACUUGUCAGUGCUUAUCAGUGCCAGUGCCACAUCAAUGCCACAUAUCAGUGCCUACCAGUGCACAUCAAUGCCACAUAUCAGUGCCCAUCUGAGCUGCCUUUCAAUGUCACCCAUCAGUGCCAGUCACUGCCACCUAUCAAUGCCAAUCAGUGCCACCUAUCAGUGCCAGUCAGUGCCGCCUAAUAGUGCCAGUCAGUGCCGCCUAACAGUGCCAGUCAGUG
This is a messenger RNA of Staurois parvus, 407 nucleotides long. Lineage: Eukaryota; Metazoa; Chordata; Amphibia; Anura; Ranidae. The record is from the annotation of a GenBank genome assembly.